AUGAAAAAGCAUCGACUAACAAUUUAUAUUCAAGUUCUUAAUGAAAAAGCAAAUACUUGUAACAAAUUUGCUUUAUGUAAAGCAUGUAUCGAUAAAGUUUCUCGUGAAUAUGCUUAUAGUAAUAAAAUAGUUAACACAAAAAAAUGUGUUAAAAGUCAUUUAUCCAAGUGUGAGAAUUUUUUUGCUAUAUAUGGAGAGGAAAAAGGUUUAGAAAUUCUUCAGGAUACUGAUAGUGAAACAACUAAAGCUCAAAAUAUUUCAAGCAAAAAACGUAAUAGAACUUUUUUCAUAAAUGAUAACUUUAUUAUAAAAUUAAGUGAAGAUGAAUGUGAUUCAGAUAAUGAAAGUGUUAUGAUAUUCAAUUCUAAUACUACCAGUAGCACUUAUACUUCUAAUACUACUUUAUCAAAUAAAAUGGGAAUUGCAGGACUUCUUGAUAACUUUGCAAUACGAAAAUUAUCUAUAAAUCAAGAACGAAAAUAG
Molecule: messenger RNA, 483 nt
Organism: Funneliformis caledonium
Lineage: Eukaryota; Fungi; Glomeromycota; Glomeromycetes; Glomerales; Glomeraceae
Source: the annotation of a GenBank genome assembly